Molecule: messenger RNA, 5449 nt
Organism: Oncorhynchus kisutch (coho salmon)
Lineage: Eukaryota; Metazoa; Chordata; Actinopteri; Salmoniformes; Salmonidae
Product: lethal(3)malignant brain tumor-like protein 3
Exons: 21
Coding region: 251-3196 (981 amino acids)
Biological process (GO): negative regulation of DNA-templated transcription
Cellular component (GO): nucleus
Molecular function (GO): chromatin binding; histone binding; zinc ion binding
Source: RefSeq, a predicted model, not a curated record
AGCGACAUGACCACAAUGGAAAUCGCGCGCCACGCCAAACAGACUCUGCACGCCCCUGCGCUCCGAUUUGAUGCUCUCUGAGAUUCUGAAAAUACACGAAGGAGAAAGACAAGUCCCAAGGCAUGAAUACAAUAUUUAAUCAACUAUAUGUCCACUCUAAGCGUCCGUCUUGCUGUAACUAUUGACCAUCGAUAGUUGUGUGCUCAAGUUUACCGAGAUCCAAAGUUGUCAGGCAGCGUUCAUUGAACGCAUGCGCAUUGCAUCCACUAUCCAGCUCAAAAUAAGAGUUAAAACAGAAACGAGUGCAGGAGGAGGAGAGCAGGGAGAGAUGACUGACACCCCGCCCAGCGAUGGCCCCUCCCAGGGGGCAGAGUUUGACAUGAUGGGUGCUCUGGACUGGCAGGACGGCAUCGCCACACUGCCCGGCAGCGACAUCAAGUUCCGUAUGACAGAGUUUGGAACUUUGGAGAUCGUGACAGAGCCAGAGGUCAAAGAGGCAGGGCCAACCCCCCAGAACCCUGCCCAGUCGAAAAGCCCCACCCCUCCACCAGAGGCCCAAUCGGAGAGCGGUGCAGCCUCUUCUGCAGCCAAGGAAGUCCAGCCACUUGCACCCAAGGCUCAAGGCCCUGUGCUUCUGUCUCUAGAGGAGGGUCCCACUGUGGAGGAGCCGAGAGUGGAGGUGGGCCCCAGGGCGGAGGUUGGCCCCAGGGCGGAGGCGGAGGUUGGCCCCAGGGCGGAGGCGGAGGUUGGCCCCAGGGCGGAGGCGGAGGUUGGCCCCAGGGCGGAGGCGGAGGUUGGCCCCAGGGCGGAGGCGGAGGUUGGCCCCAGGGCGGAGGCGGAGGUUGGCCCCAGGGCGGAGGCGGAGGUUGGCCCCAGGGCGGAGGUUGGCCCCAGGGCGGAGGUUGGCCCCAGGGCGGAGGUUGGCCCCAGGGCGGAGGUUGGCCCCAGGGCGGAGGUUGGCCCCAGGGCGGAGGCGGAGGUUGGCCCCAGGGCGGAGGCGGAGGUUGGCCCCAGGGCGGAGGCGGAGGUUGGCCCCAGGGCGGAGGCGGAGGUUGGCCCCAGGGCGGAGGCGGAGGUUGGCCCCAGGGCGGAGGCGGAGGUUGGCCCCAGGGCUGCGAUGGCUAGCUGUAGGUCGUGUGGGGGCUCCGGUCCACUGGAGAGUUUCCUCCAGGGCAAAUACUGCAGCUCCAUUUGUGUCCAGCCCUCCAGUGGCAGGUCAUCACCCGGAGAGCGGAGGGAGAGAGUGGGGGGGGAGGGGGGACUGGGGAAACGAGUGAGGAAGAAGAGGAAGAUCUACAUGGACUCUGGUGAUGAAGACGAAGACAACCAGGAGGAGGAAGAGGACAAGUCCAAGGCUGUCAAAGGGAGGAGAGCUGCUAAGCUGGCAAAGCUAGUGACAGCCCCACCCAAUAAGAAGCGACCCUGGAGCUGGCCCUCCUACAUGGAGGAGGAGAAGGCUAUAGCUGCCCCCCUUAAACUGUUCAAGGAGCACCAGUCGUUCCCUCAGAGCAGGAAUGCCUUCAAAGUGGGGAUGAAGUUAGAAGGACUGGACCCCUGUCACCCCUCUCUGUUCUGUGUGCUCAGUGUUGCUGAGAUCCAGGGUUAUAGGGUAAGGCUUCAUUUCGACGGGUAUCCAGAGUGCUAUGACUUCUGGGUAAAUGCUGACACCUGGGAUGUAAAGCCGGCAGGCUGGUGUGAGAAGAUGGGACACAAGCUGCUACUGCCGAAAGGUUGUAAGGAUGGGGAGUUCAACUGGAAUAUGUAUGUGAAGAACUGCAGAGGUCAGCUGGCCCCCAAACACCUCUUCAAGAGCCUCAACACGUCGGUGACUCCGUCAGGGUUCCGUGCGGGUAUGAAGCUAGAGGCGGUGGAUAAGAAGAACCCAUAUCUGAUCUGCGUAGCGUCCAUCGCGGCUGCUGUUGACAACAGACUCCUCAUACACUUUGACAACUGGGACGACACCUAUGACUACUGGUGUGAUGCCAGCAGUCCCUACAUCCACCCUGUAGGCUACUGUGAGGAGGCUGAGCUGACCCUCACCACCCCUGCUGAGUAUAAGCACCCGAGGAGUUUUUCCUGGGAUAAAUACAUGGAGGAGACUGGCACACAGGCAGCCCCUGCACGUGCCUUCAAACUGCGUCCGUGCCAUGGGUUCCAGGCUGGAAUGAAGCUGGAAGCCGUCGAUAAGAGGAAUCCCAUGCUCAUUCGCGUAGCAACCAUCGCAGAGGUGGAGGACCACCGACUGAGGAUCCAUUUUGAUGGCUGGAGUGAGGAGUACGACUACUGGGUGGAUGCUGACUGCCCAGACCUGCACCCUGUGGGCUGGUGUCAGAAGACUAGUCAUCCCCUACAACACCCCUCCAAUGGCUCCACUGAUAUGCUGGUCCUCCCAGGGCAGGGCUGUCCUACCCCAGGAUGCAAUGGGGUUGGUCACAUCCGUGGACCCCGCUACGGAACCCACUACACGGGGGUGAGCUGUCCGUACUCGGAGAUGAACCUGAACAGGGAGGGCCAGGUACCAGACCGUCUGAGUGGAGAACGACCUAUGACCCUGAGUGGACCUCAUCACCGUGGGCGACGCCCAGACCCUCCUCCACACACCCAGACAAACAGCCCCACCACACCGGAGCAGCCCGAGCCUGCAGACGACUCCCCUCAGACCAGUGUAACUAGGGGGCCGACGGUUGACGAGGGUGAACGAUCCAGGUGCAGCAGUCAGAGUGAGCCACCAGGGGGCUCCACUGAGCCCAUCAACGACGGAGCCAAGGCCAAGAGGUCUGCUCCAGUCCCAAAGUAUCUGAAGCUGCACGUCGUCAAGCAGGAGAGUGGAGAUGGGAAAGACUCCCUGUCUCUCCAGCAGGCGCUCCAUGAGUCCGUGUUCUCCCCGGGUGGCUCCUCCUCUCCCCCUCACAGGGUGGCUCUGUGCUGGGACAAACACUGCCAGCUGCUCCCUGAGGUCCUGGGCCUCACAGCUAAGAGAGUUGCAACCUGGACCGCCGACGAGGUGGCCAGUUUUGUCAAAGGGCUCCCAGGCUGCAAAGAUCAUGCUGCCACCUUCAGGACAGAGCAAAUGGAUGGAGAGGCCUUCCUGCUUCUCACCCAAGCAGACAUAGUCAAGAUCCUGUCAAUCAAACUAGGCCCUGCCCUCAAGAUAUACAACGCCAUACUCAUGCUGAAGAACGCUGAUGAGGAGUGAGACGCCCCCUGACGCUUCAUUUCCUCCCACACCCGACCGCUGUAUCUGAAUAGUCUAGAGAAGUUUAAUCUCCUUUCUUUGCCUCCUCACCUUAUUCUCUUUGGUCUUCAUCUGCACUGAUCUGAGCCUGUAGGAUAGGUCAGAGCAACGUAAUGGAUGGCCACCAGGAAUCUGCUUUCAGCUAUCCUGUUCUUCCACAUCAGUGUAGAGGAGUAGAGAGGAUGUACCUGGUGUCAGUGUAGAGGAGUAGAGAGGAUGUACUUGGUGUCAGUGUAAAGGAGUAGAGAGGAUUCAGAGAGGAGGUACCUGUGGUGUCUGUUGGAAGAUCUUAAUUGCAUACUCCUUGCGUCCUCUCCUCGUCUCCUCAAAACCCAUUAGAUGAGAGAUCCAGAGGAGAGAGGACGAUAGGAUUAUGCAAUUGAGAUCUUACCUGUCAGACAGACAUCACAGACAACCCAAGAAAGUGUUUUAUACUAUAACAUAGCAACAAUUAUAAUUUAAAGGGGCAAUCCGGAGUUGAAACAACAAUGCCGUAACCCCACCACUGUUUUGGCCAAAAGCUGAGGGAUGGAUGGGGCUGGAGAAAUGUUACCGCUCUCAAAUUCAUAGACAGAACUAUGUAUACAAGGACUGACCAUCAUCAAAAUGAUAGUUUGAACCAUGUUUUGAGGCUAUACCGUGUUUGUUUACAUUUACUUUGUUUACCAACAUUGAAGAUGAACAAGCUUAUAUUUGUUGUUUUGGGGUUCUGAUGGGGUACGACAGUUGAACUAAGCUCAUGAGGCAUUUAUAAGAUAUUCUUUGAGAAUCAAUGGGUAUAUAUCAAAAAAUGUAUGUAGCAACUGCAGAUUGCCCCAUGAACCUAAAUGUUUUUCUGAGUGAGUAAGAAAUGAGCAGUGGGCACCUUUUAAAGUUCAGGCAUCUUUAAAGUAUUGAUAUUGAAUUCAAUUUGAAGGUAGACUCAGUGAAAUGACGUUGCCACGAGCAGUUCCACAGAUAUUGAGAUGAGUGAGAUGCAGGACCUCACACACGGUGUCUGCGGAGCAGGAGGCUGGUGGCCCUUUAAUUGGGGAAAACGGGCUCAUAGUAACGGCUGGAACGGAAUCAAUGGAAUGGUAUUGGUUUCCAUGUGUUUGAUAGCAUUCCAUUUACUCCAUUCCAGACAUUACUAUGAGCCGUCCUCCCCUCAGAUGUGGAUGGGUUCGCUUCACACUGUUCCCUGGCCUGGCUACCGGGAAUCAAAACAGAGGAGAAGUUAAGCCUCGCGCUUUAACGCUCGUAGUUGUUGUGGGAAUUGAUCCACAAUGCUGUUUACUUUCAGCAUCUACGUCAUAUCGCUGCUUCAACCUUUAAUAUUAUAAUUUUUUAAAAUCUGCUUUUAUUUGAAAUGGUUGAGGAAAUGGUGCUCAGCCCUGAGCAGAUGGAACCAGAUUAGUCCAUACAUGUUUUUACUGGAAUACUUGUUGAUUUCUUAUUUAUUGUUGUGAAAGAAACUCACCAUGUAGUUUACCUCUCUGUCAGAUGGAUACAUUCCUCUACAUGUCCAGGGCAGGAAGAGGUUGGCACGUCUCAAGGCUUGGGUGGAGGGAGAGGAUUGGUUUGUGUGUGUGUGUGUGUGUGUGUGCGCCUGUCAGAUGUUUAUUUAAAAGGGUGAAUGUUAUAGCAUUGGAACUUUAAGGAAAGCUGGACUUCAGGUCUAAUUCAACUGAAGAGAGAUGUUUUUCUAUGUACCUGCUUUAGAGCUAAUGGUAAAACACUAAUGAAAUUGGAACGUAAAGAAAGAGACAAAAUUCAUCAAUUUGUUCUGAAUGAAUAUUGUUUCCUGUUUCAUUGAUCUUUGUGUACACAGUGUAAAUAGUGUAUUAUAGCUCUGGGGUUGUGACACCCUGCAUCCCUAUAGGAAGUGGUUAUUUGGAAGCUUAUGCAAAUCAAUACCAAUCUUUUCCAAGAAAUUAAAAAUCUAUUUUUUUUUCAUUGAACUGAGGAAUUCAUCUUUUAAAGCUUUAGUGAAAUUUUGUAAACUAUUUUUUUUUGUCAAUCUCCUCCGUGCGAUACCUUGGAAGUGUGUUGCAAUGAGCUUAAAUGUGUGUAUCAACAAUAUAGUUUAUAUUCAAAACCGGGAUUUCUGUAUUUGAAUUUAAGGGGCAUUGAUAAGUGCUGUUGACUUGUGAGAUGGUGUGAGUGGUGUAAGUACAUGAUGGCUUGCGUUUGCUGGAGUGUGUGAGUGGAAUGGAAUAAAUGAAAUGCAGUCUC